Frankliniella occidentalis (western flower thrips) is the source of this 891-nucleotide messenger RNA. RefSeq lists its product as uncharacterized. The record is from RefSeq and is a predicted model, not a curated record. NCBI's taxonomy places the organism in Eukaryota, Metazoa, Arthropoda, Insecta, Thysanoptera, Thripidae. The transcript has 4 exons. The coding region runs from base 152 to 763 and encodes 203 amino acids.
UUUAUUUGUAUUGCGUGCUUCGGGUCCCCUUAUUCGCCGGCCACAUUAAACGAAAGCGCUCGACAAUCUCGAUGUGACACGCGGCAGGGUCGGUACGCCCGACGGCGCGGUGUGUACUCGCGCAUUCGAGUCGGCGGCGUCGCCGUUCACCAUGACCCGCUGCGUCGUCUGCUUUGCCGCGCUGCUGCUGGUCCAGUACCGGACCCUGCCGUCGAGCACCGCGGCGCCGGCGUCUCACUUCAUCCAUAGCGUCGCUGGUCCGUUUCGAAUCAUACUCGACCACUACGAACGCUGCCCGAUCAGCACGGGCCCUCCCGGCCCGCUGUUCAAGGACACCUUCCACCGCGGCUACCACGACCGGAGGAAUCCGGACCUUUGGCACUACUGGAUGAACUUCACGACCCUUUUGACUCUCGACGACUCGUAUGAUAUUGAUUUGAACUGGGCCUCGUGGAGUUCCCGCGGCGGAUGGAAGGAGAAUGCAUACGUGAUGAGGCCAGGUUCCUUCUGCAAAAGUAUCCAGCAAAGUGACCCGCAAUUCUGGCGAAAAUUGAUGACUGCUAUAUUUAACGACCCAAACAGAAACUGCCCAAUCCCUCCGGGAUAUUACGAAAUGAAUAAUAUUUCAGCCGACUUUUCUUUCAAAAAGAUUCCAGUGUUUUUCUACGGCACUUGGCGAAUGAGCCUCCGUCUGGUCAAGGAUACCACGAAGAACUCAGUGGCGUGCUUGUGGUUCUUCGCAAAAACUAUACCGAAAACGUAGCAAAACAUUAAACGAUGGUGCUCAGACUUCAACUUCCGACUUUUUAAUCACGUUUCACAAGACCCCACCCCAGCUCGCUCGAAACUACAUAGGCUGCAGCAGAAACACAAUGGACAAGGUCAUAGGCC